UGAUUUUUAAGGGGUAAGGUAUAAAGAGGAUAGAUUUUUAUACGUUGAUUUUCUACCAAUAUAACUCUUCUAAUUUACUGGUUUCAAUGAUUCUACCGUAUUUUUUAAAAUAGGUCAUAUUUGCCCGAAACGUUUACACAUAAUUACCAAGAAAGAGUUACCCAGUUAUACACGCUAUUAAUCAUAUUAUAUCCAUUUGAAACCUACUUUAGGGGAAUGUUUUGAAGAUAACAAGAUAUUACCAAAUCUCAAAAUUGGAAAACGUAAUAUUAGCCUAUGCAAGUUUGCCACAUACUUAGCUUAAAAAUCACUUCUAAAUUGUAUUAGAGAGUAUUACGCUUACUGGAAUGCCCCUCAUUCUGUCAAAAGAGAAAAUAAUUUCUACAAAAAUACUUUACUCCGUUAUUAUAUAAAUUAGACGAAAUAAAGCUUUGUAGAACAACAAGAAAAGAAUGUUUAAAACGUGAAAAGUAAGUACUGUAUUAUGAAGUUCAGACGAGCAAAAAUUCGGCAGAAUGAGAUAAUAUCAUUUUUGCUGCUCUUACAUCUGUACAAUAGUAAAUUGAAUAACAUUUUAAAAUUUAAAUAAAUAAAUAAAAAUAGGACGGAGUAUAUUUAUUUCUAAUAAAAUAAUUUUCUAAUGACACAACGGUGUCUUAAUUAUUUUGAGGUAUUUUAAAGGUUGAUAACGGGAAUAAUGUAUUGCACGUAAAUUAUCUCUAUUUUUUCUUGAAAAAUUUUUUUUGUACAUUGAACAUUUGUGCAGUUCAAAAUAGGUGUUUGCCUCGGGGUAUCUAAUUUUCAGAGGUAUAAGAAGGGUAGAUUUUCAUACGCCAUGAUAACAUCUGAGAAAACAAGUAUAAGUUGUAAAUAGCGUAUCUUCAAAUAUUGAGAUGUUGCCAACACCCCAUACUAAUAAAAGAAAUAGAUCUGAUUUCAACUGGAACGCAUGUUUUAUAUGUGAAGCAUAUUAUGAUUUUAAAAACCCUACUUAGCUGUAUAUUGGAAAAAGAUCAAUUUAUUCAAAACUUUGAAAAGCUUCCCAUUUGUACAAUUUAAUCCAAUUCUGCUGAUAUAUUUCAGGGAACAUUACUCGCAAAUCUAAAAUGAAAUUUUCCGUUUCUGUCACCUUAAUUUUGCUCUUUCCCUGUGUGUUAUGUCACAUGCCGACAUUGUAUGAAUUUUGUUCACACGUGGUGGCAAACGGCAAUGCGAGUCUCGCCAGAUGUGACUCGAGUCAGUGCCAAGGAAGGCCAGGAAAAAGAGGAAUUGAUGGACCACGUGGAUUGCCCGGAAUUCAAGGAGAACGGGGCGAACCUGGAACAGCGGAACAUCUAGAAGAAAGGAUAAAAAAGUUGGAAGAUUCUUUCUUGAUGAAUAAAAGAGUCAUGGCGAAGACCAAUCCUGAGAUUUGCUACAUGGGUGUAAAGAAUCGUCAUAUCAUUCCCGACUCACAAAUCACAGCUUCAUCAAUUUAUGAUAACAGACAUCAAGCUUAUUAUGGAAGAUUGGACAAUCUGGAUCGUUCUGGAGGGAAAUAUGAAGUAUGGGCUGCUAAAAGAAAUACAAUAGGAGAAUGGCAUCAGGUAGAUUUCAUGGCGCCAAAACCAAUAGGAGGAAUCGUGACACAAGGAUACGAGGAUGCCGAUCAAUGGGUCCGGUCUUUCAAAAUAUCAUACGGAAAUUCUACCAGCGCAAUGAUCAGUAUACAAGAGAAUGGUUCAGACAAGAUAUUUACUGGAAAUAAUGACAGAACCAAGGUCACCAACAUGUUUCCGAAUGUAAUAAUAUGUCGAUACAUUCGAGUUUAUCCUCAAACAUGGAAAACUCAUAUGGUCAUGAGAUUGGAAUACAUUGAUGGAAUGUGUCAUGGUUUAUUGUAACUGACAUGGAAUGAACUUGGCAAUCUACCAAUAAGAUUGUCAUAUGUACAAUACUAAUGAUUUUACACCAGGUUAGAUAAACAGUGAAUGGCAGUCUGCUGUUGCGGUGGUGUUAUAGCGACUGGCGCCUGUUGAUCUCAAUUUUUCAGCUUUUUGCUUUGUUCCAACUGAUUCAUGAUUUUGCUAGAAUGCAUGCCAAGCACUGUUAAAUUCUAAUUUUGUUUUCCAACUCUAAUUAUCCAAAGUGCGUUUAGGUAAAAUAAUCCAUUUUCAUCAAUUGUUGGAUUGUUCUGCUUCGCUUUGAUCUUCUGAGUAAUAUCUUUGAGCAUCACUCUCUUUUAAAAGGAAUAAUAUUUGAGAAAUUUUUUAAAUAUCUGUUCAGAUAAGCGUAUUCGGACAGUUUGCUUCAUAAAAUUCAUUUUUGUUUCACUUACUGAACUACGUAUAAAUUCCUGAAAAUCCUUUAAUAUUUUAGGAGAUAUUUGCUUUAUCAUAUUAUGUGAACAAAAAUUAUGUAAUUAGUAAAUCACGAAUCAUAAAUCAACUUAAUGAUAAAAAUCUGCUUUUAAACGCGAUUAAUUGUCGCCACAACACUUCUGUCAUUUAUUCAUUUUUGGCCGUGUAUAUACCUAGUCUACAGUAUAGCCAUAGUAAUAUUUUUGUGUUCGAUGAAUUUUUGCUCAGCUGUCAUUCUAUGUCAGCUACUAGUUAUCUUUGUGGU
This is a messenger RNA of Styela clava, 2604 nucleotides long. Lineage: Eukaryota; Metazoa; Chordata; Ascidiacea; Stolidobranchia; Styelidae. The record is from RefSeq and is a predicted model, not a curated record.